Verruconis gallopava is the source of this 2296-nucleotide messenger RNA. RefSeq lists its product as uncharacterized. The record is from RefSeq and is a predicted model, not a curated record. Bases 311 to 2239 code for a protein of 642 amino acids. NCBI's taxonomy places the organism in Eukaryota, Fungi, Ascomycota, Dothideomycetes, Venturiales, Sympoventuriaceae. The transcript has a single exon.
CACGUUCUCCGCUAGAGAUACACUUCGCGACACACCCAAGAGGUAUAAUCUCACGAUCUCGAUCGUUCCUACUAUUUCAUUCUCGUGUAACUCCUCUGGACAUUGAUUCGUUCACCGCUCAAUCUUGUGACCCUCGCUUAACGGCGUCGUCAGCUUUGCCGAGAUUGACAAGCACCCCAGGCAUUCUCGCUUCUGGUGGUCAAGGUACCAGCACAAACGGUAUUGUCCCCUUAUCGGUCGUUGCAGGGUACCUGGUGGGCAAGCGAAUUCCAGUUACCAUAAGUUCAGCUCAUUCCCCACGGUGGCAAGGAUGGCAACAUUAGAGAGUCCGGACCAUUCUGGUCCUCAUGUGGGCUCGCAUCAGAGGACGUCACAAGAGAUGACGGAUGCAUACAAACAUGGCAUUAUCCUGGAGAGCGAAUUUCGCGUAUUGGAGCUUCUUCCAGGUGAAGAAGAAGAUGAGAUUAUCUGUGAGCUGCGCACUGAGCCGCUACGUAUACAGGACCGCAAGGAGGCCAACGUUCAUUACGAAGCAUUGUCCUACACUUGGGGCUUUCCUGCUCCAACGAGGCAAAUUGUCUGCUCUGGGAAGACAUUCAAUGUCAGACUGAAUCUCUACCAAGCAUUAAAACGCAUCCGUCGCAAGGAUAAAAGGCGCCGACUUUGGGUUGAUGCUAUUUGUAUCAACCAGUUCGACAUCGUGGAGAGGAACCAGCACGUUCAGCGAAUGGACGUUGUAUUUGCCAGCGCGGAGAGAGUAUUAGUGUGGCUGGGCGAGGAGAAUCGCGAGGAAGGGGAGGGAGUGCUGGACGUCCUUCCAACAUGGCUGGCAAAGUAUCCUCCACACAUCGAUUGGCAUGCAGCCAAUAUUAUGUGGGACGACUCUUCCUUCUCAUUCUCGUUCUCAUCUCAUGGACUGAGUGGAGAAGCUUUCGAGUGGCUAUCGUAUCAACAGACUAACUUGAUGCACCUUUUGCAUUUCUUCGCCCGUCGAUGGUGGACUCGCAAAUGGGUGAUUCAGGAGAUUGUUCAAGCAAAGGAGGCUCUUUUGAUUUGCGGAAAGGAGCAAAAAAGCUGGGCAAGUAUCAGCAACUAUCUCAACGCUGAUCAGGACAAGUUCUCAUUAUGGCAUGACAGCCUUGCUCGAGUCUACAACAACCACCCGGACAAAGCCUUCGUGAAUUGCGCGAACGAUGGUAUUUUCCACUCAAGGCAGUUGGCCCGCAUGGCGGCUAAUUUUGACGGCCCGGAAGCGCUGAAUCUGUGGGACGUGGUGUACGAGACAAAUGAUUUCAAAUGCACAGAGCAGAGAGAUAAUCUAUAUUCUCUAUUCGCCAUUGCCGCAGAUGUUCGGAACAGCACAGAAACGGAUUUACUGCAGGUUGAUUACUCUGACUCCAUUUCGACAGUGUCGGUGAACUACUGUUGCUGGCUCAUAGAGAAUGAUCCGUAUUCUUUAAUUUGCCUUCGCACAGUGCCGGGGAGCAGAGGUUGCAGCGAGGCCGUGCCUUCCUGGACUCCCAACAUAGUGCCCGUCGGGUGGAUGCAACGGCCUGACUUGCGUCGCCCUCUUUCUACGCUAUGUUACAAUGCUGGAUGUCUAGAGAAGAAUUCAAAACCCUCGUGGACUUUGAGACGAGAUAACUACCACUUGUUGAUCAAAGGCAUCAUCACAGAGACCAUAACGAAUGUUCUUCCCCCACCUUAUAUCGAUAUCACAAGCUUUGGUUGGCUCCAUUUUGGUAAAGGCCACGCUGUUUGGUUAAGGAAAUGUCACGACACCAUCAAAAGUAUCAUUACUACACCGGAACAGGUGGAUUAUCUUAUGUAUCAGCUUCUCACAUGUGGUGGGGAGAGAGCUCAUAGCCUUUAUACCCGAGACUGGCAUUCACCAACAGUCGAGACCUGCCGCCGAUGGCUGGAUGUCGUAUUUGAUGAGUCUUCCACUAAUGACCCUAAUGUUUAUGCAGACUCCGAUUUGAGUGCUAUGACUGCUUCGAUUGUUUAUGCUAAGUGGCGCCAAUUCUGUGUGACCUCCGAGGGCCGCUUUGGUUGGGUCCCAGCAGCCACGCAGAUUGGAGACAAAAUCUGCGUGCUGCUUGGAGGUAAGGUGCCACUUGCAAUUAGCGACUGCGGUCAUGGACAUCAUAAUCUUAUGGGCGAGGCUUAUGUCCAUGGGAUCAUGGAUGGCGAGACCAUUGGCUCUGGUUUGCCAGUGGAAAUGAUCGAACUGUGUUAAGUUGCUAAGUCUUCCCUUGCUCUUGUCCUUAUAUCUUACGACUAUUUAUGAGAGAUU